Messenger RNA from Hipposideros armiger (great roundleaf bat), 2603 nucleotides. RefSeq names its product cytokine dependent hematopoietic cell linker (gene CLNK). Gene Ontology annotation, biological process: cell surface receptor protein tyrosine kinase signaling pathway; intracellular signal transduction. Lineage: Eukaryota; Metazoa; Chordata; Mammalia; Chiroptera; Hipposideridae. The record is from RefSeq and is a predicted model, not a curated record. The transcript is spliced from 19 exons. The coding region runs from base 283 to 1587 and encodes 434 amino acids.
GGAAGUCUCACACGAACACAGAUCACACCGCCCUAGGUCUGUGGCUGCAUUUCACAGGAAACCAAACCUACAACGGACCUAGGAGGAGUUUUCUGCUAAAGGACACUGCUUAGUAUUGAGAAUAAUCAACCCACUGCCUUACGGAUUACCAGCUCCAGGAAUUCGUGAUGCCACCACAAGGCCCCACGCAGGAGACCGACAUCUCAGCACGGGGCCUUUCGCACUCCCCACACUGUUCAGGCUGAUUUGAAGAUCCCUCUCAUUUGCCGGGUGCCAAGAACUAUGAACAGACAGGGCAAUAGAAGGACAACGAAAGAAGGAUUCGGUGAUUUGCAAGUCCAGAACGUCACUCUGCUGAAAAAUAAGUCAUGGCCUCGGCUCAAUAGUGCCACAGGCAGGUACCAGACCAUCAGCGAGCCUCUCCUGGAUUUCGAAAGGAACUUCGCUGCAGUCCCGGAUGGAGCAAAAGAUCACGGGGAUGACUACUAUGAAGACCCUGAGCUGCACGUGGCAGAGGCGUGGCGAUCGAUGAAAAUCCUACCAGCCAGGCCUAUAAAGGAAUCUGAAUAUGCGGAUACGCGCUAUUUCAAGACUGUGGUGGACACUCCCUUUUCCUCAGAUGCCAAGGCUGCUAUCCCCACGGAGGGGCCACCCUGGAACACGAGGCUGGAAGAAGUGGACAAAUGCAUUUCUAAGGACAUCAGAAGCCAACAUGCUAAAGGAAACACACCCGCCAAAGGAAACAAGACUCCUUUACCACCUCCUCGGCCACCUGGCUCUGUUCCAAAGAAGUACCAGCCCUUACCCGUUCCAAAGAAGUACCAGCCCUUACCCGCCGAGCCGGAGAGCAGCAGGACGCCCUCCCCUCAGAGGCACACCUUCCCCGAAGUCCAGAGAGGGGCCAGACAGAUCAGCUUAAAGAACUUGAGUGAGGUCCUUGGAACAGAGAAAGUGCCGCAUCACCCCAUGAAACCCAAAGCACCUCACCUGUCAAAAAAUCAGAGUGCUCCCGAGAUCCCUCUCGCCAUUGCCAGCUCUUCACUCAUGAUGAGCACCCACAGCAUGCGAAACAGAGAUCAUAAAGAAAGCACGCAGACCCACCCUCUUCAGAGAAGUCAGUUUCCAGCCAGCUACAGCCCUCAGGAAAAUUCACUUCACUAUAAAAACACGAGCUGGAGAAAACCUUUCUCUGUAAGGUCUGAUGAAAAGGAUGUCCAGCACAACAAAUGGUACAUUGGAGAGUACAGUCGCCAGGCAGUAGAAGAGGCAUUAAUGAAGGAGAACAAGGAUGGCACUUUCUUGGUCCGAGACAGCUCCACGAAAUCCAGGGCUGAACCCUACGUUUUGGUGGUGUUUUAUGGGAACAAAGUCUACAAUGUGAAAAUCCGCUUCCUGGAGAGGAACCAGCAGUUCGCCCUGGGGACGGGACUCCGAGGAGAUGAAAAGUUUGAUUCGGUGGAAGACAUCAUUGAACACUACAAGUAUUUUCCUAUUAUACUAAUUGACGGGAAAGAUAAAACUGGGGUUCACAAGAAACAGUGCUACCUGACUCAGCCACUUGCUCUCAGCAGACUGUUCUCGCCUUAGUAGCUCGGCAUUUGUUUCCUCUUCAGCUCAGUGGAUUCAGUGCCUCUGUCAUUUGCCAUUUAUUUCAAAAGAUUAUUUUUUGUGGAUUUAAAGGAUGACUUCUUUGACUUCGUAAAAAAAAAAAAUUCUAUAAUGGAAAUUGGAAAAUCAAUCAUGGUUUUGAAAGCUCAAGCCCCAAAAGAAAUAUUUAUAAGAUCCAAAAAUAAAACCUAGCUUUUAAAAAAUAUCUUCUAAAGACAAAACUGUAAAGAUAGUCCUGCUCAUGUUAUAGCUGAGCAGCACACAUUACAAGAAGCUAUUGCUUAAAUGUUUGCAGCUAACACAGGACGAGUCAUGGUGAGAUUCCCAAAUCUACUCGUAUGCUCUUUUAUAGGACCUGGUGCGGCCUUUCUUUAUUUCCAAACUGUUUGGACUUGAAAAUGUCUAGUAUUUUCAUGAUUCCUUCCGCUAAAAAUGUUGGCAAAUGUUAGCUCUAUUUUAUUUGGAAUCCUGGAAAUGCAAUUAUAGGGGAGGAAUGUGGUAUAGAAAAAAGAACAUGUGUGAAUAUCACUUUAAAGACAGAAAUCAGAAAUGCUUUUACUAUGGUGUGAAAUGGCCAGUCUCCAGGAUACUCUGUUUAGAGUAGCUUUAAAGCAAAUGGAAUUAGCAGGCUCGUAUAAUAAGGGACUGAGCUGAAUCGGAGAGAAAGUAUCGUUUUUAAAAAUUAAAAUUGUCAACUUCCAUUCGAAAGAAAACGACUGCCCUCAACUUAGUGCUAUCUUGCACACGUCAUGUAGUCCCACUCUAGGCUAAGAGGAUCAAAUUGUAUUCCUGUUUCACAAUACAGAUGAAAAAAGAGAGGCUCAAAGGAGUUAUUGAUUUUAGCAUAAGAAGAGAGCCCAGAUUUUUAUCCAUUUUGCCUGGCUUGUUCCAAGCACAUUUUCCCAGGUAUAGUCCUUAUGCUAUGAAAUGUUGCAAUCAAGUUGAAAAGAUAAAUUACAGAGAGGAACAGAGGAAGAGAGAGAGAGAGAUAACUU